This is a messenger RNA of Ailuropoda melanoleuca (giant panda), 1059 nucleotides long. RefSeq names its product thyrotropin-releasing hormone receptor-like. Gene Ontology annotation, molecular function: thyrotropin-releasing hormone receptor activity. Gene Ontology annotation, biological process: phospholipase C-activating G protein-coupled receptor signaling pathway. Gene Ontology annotation, cellular component: membrane. The record is from RefSeq and is a predicted model, not a curated record. NCBI's taxonomy places the organism in Eukaryota, Metazoa, Chordata, Mammalia, Carnivora, Ursidae.
AUGCGUCCUGGAGGCCCCUCUUCUUGCCCCCUCAGCACCUGCUCAGCCACCGUGGAAGAUGACGGGAGCAAGCUGGACAGGCCUAGCCAUGUGUCGCUGGCCCGUGGAGAGGCCAUCCCGAGCCUGACCGGGUAUAAGAUGGUCUCUGUCUUCCCAGUGCUCCUGGUGUGGGUGAUGGGUAUCGUGGGCAAAGCCAUGGUGAUCCUGGGGCUGACUGCACACGACAUGCACACCCCCACCAACUGCUACCUGGUCAGCCUGGCCCUGGCUGACCUCACCGUGCUGGUGGCCACGGGGCUGCGCAACAUCUCCAACAGCCUGGCUGGGCAGUGGGUCCACAGGUACGCAGGCCGCCUGGGCAUCACCUACUUGCAGUACGUGGGCAUCAACGUCUCCUCCUGGUCCAUCCCAGUGUUCUCCGUGGAGAAGUUCAUUGCUCUCCACCGCCGGACGCGGGCGCAGACCGUGUGCACCGCGGCCGGGGCCAAGCGGGUCGUCGCGGCUGGCGGGGGGGCCUCGUCCGUCUACUGCCUGUAGGUCCUUCUGCUGGACCUGCACGUCAGCGAGAGCCGGGGCCCGCAGUGCGGCUGCAGGAUGUCCCGCAGCCUCUACGUGCCCAUGUACCUGCUGGACUGCACCCUGCUCUUCGUCACGCCCCUGCUGGUGGCCACCGUCCUCUGCGGGCUCACCGGGAGAGUCUUGUUCCGGAGCGUCACCAAGAUGCUGGUGGCCCUGCUGCUGCUACUUAUCUCCUUGGUGGCCCAGCCCCUCCUGGAUGCCUGGGUGCCCCUCUUCUGCCACCCCUGCGUCUACACCCACAGCACCAUCAACGCCGUCGUCUACAGCGUCAUGUCCCAGAAGUUCUGGGAGGCCUUUCGGCGCCCGUGCGGGUGUCCGUCGGGGAAGCAACGGGGGCGCGCAGCCUGCCACACCGCCACCAGCUGCAGUGUGGUUCAAGAAACCCCCCAGAAGACGCAGGCCGACAGGAGUGAGGGCCGGGGUCCUCAGGCCGCAGGGUCCCCACCCCAGCCGCAGGGGCCCUCGGUCAGCACGUUCUGA